AGCCCCACUCCAGCCCAGACACCACCAUGACAGGCUCCUGCUGUGGAUCCUUCUCCUCCCAGAGCUGUGGAGGCUGUUGCCAGCCCUGCUGCUGCAGGGACCCCUGCUGCUGCCGCCCAGUGUCCUGCCAGACCACAGUGUGUCGCCCUGUGACCUGCGUGCCCCACUUCACUAGGCCCAUCUGUGAGCCCUGCCGCCGCCCCAUCUGCUGUGACCCCUGCAGCCUGCAGCAGGGCUGCUGUCGCCCUAUCACCUGCUGCCCCACCUCUUGCACAGCUGUGGUCUGCAGGCCCUGCUGCUGGGCCUCCACCUGCUGCCAGCCCAUCUCAGUGCAGGCUCCCUGCUGCAGGCCCCCCUGCUGCCAGCCUGCUCCCUGUAGGACCACCUGCAGGACCUCCCCCUGCAACACCUGCUGCUGAGCUCCUGGCAUCCCUACCAAGGACGUGUCUUUCCCCACACACCUGUUCACUUGGGCUUUUAGUCAAACUGAAAGAAAAUAUUUUUCCCCGAAGAUGACAACAGCUUAACAUCCUAUGGCCUGGAUAUCACUUGAAAUAAGAAGAUGUCACCCUGCUCUAUUCCAAAUUCCCAGAUGUCUGUAUCAGCGGACAGGACAGCAUUUGUCGUGGAUGGUAAAUCACCUUCAGAAGUCCCCAGAAUGGGCCAGACAAGUCCAUUUUGAGCCCUUGUGAUUCAGGCAGAUUCAGAUACAGAGUCUCACCUGUGUCUCUGCCAUGUGUUGCCCACUGUUUCAAUAAAAUGAUUUUUCCCAGCAUAGCAAAUGCCCCACUC
Arvicanthis niloticus (Nile rat) is the source of this 792-nucleotide messenger RNA. RefSeq names its product keratin-associated protein 2-1. NCBI's taxonomy places the organism in Eukaryota, Metazoa, Chordata, Mammalia, Rodentia, Muridae. Gene Ontology annotation, cellular component: keratin filament. The record is from RefSeq and is a predicted model, not a curated record.